Molecule: messenger RNA, 3402 nt
Organism: Drechmeria coniospora
Lineage: Eukaryota; Fungi; Ascomycota; Sordariomycetes; Hypocreales; Ophiocordycipitaceae
Product: pre-rRNA processing protein Utp22
Exons: 1
Coding region: 1-3402 (1133 amino acids)
Biological process (GO): rRNA processing; tRNA export from nucleus
Cellular component (GO): small-subunit processome; CURI complex; UTP-C complex
Source: RefSeq, a predicted model, not a curated record
AUGGAAUCGAGCUUGAAGCGUCGGAAAAUCGAGCAUCCAGGCUCCGGCUUGCGACAUGAUGGUCUGAUCGACUUUUCCUCUCGAACCUCUCUUCAGGUGUCGACGAGUAGCAACUUCAUCCUCCAGACAGACGAACUCUUGAAAUCGGUCAGACUGGACGUUAACAAGACGCUCGAGCAUUGCAAUGGCCAUAUUUAUCGUGUUAAAGAAAUCAUAGACUCGAUUGAGCCCCACGAGGGCCUUCCGGUGAGUUGCUCGCCCAAACGGUUCCCAGCUAUUUCAGCAUUGCAGCAGGUACUGACGGGUCAUACUUUCAAGAUUUCCAAAGCUACGUCCAUGUUGGAGAAAAAGCACCAAGUUUUCGUCCCCUACCCAGAUCCGAGGCCAUCGAGCGAUGCGCCGUACAAAGUGGCCUACUCCAAACCGUCACAGAUCAAUGUCGUAGGCAGCUACGUCUCCAAGACCAUGGUCAAGACCCAGCCGUCGCUGGCUGUCGAUAUGGUCGUCCAAAUGCCCAGGUCCUUGUUCCAAGACAAGGACUUUAUGGACAUGCGCUACUACUACCGACGCGCCUACUACAUUGCUUACAUCGCCGCCAGCCUGCGCAAAGAGGGCAUGGCAGAAUCGAUGGACCUCACCUUUGAAUGUCUGAACGAGAAUCCCCUCCUACCUCUGGUCGUUCUACGGCCAAAGCAGGCGGUGGACAGUGCAAAAGAAAAUGGUGCUGAGCCCGAUGCAAAGUCGAACAAGAAGAGCCGCAAGAAGGCGACAUAUAGCAUCCGAAUCAUCCCGUGCGCCCCUGACCGUCUUUUCCCUUGGGCCAAACUGGCACCCGUUUCGAAAUGCAACCGAGCUGGGGAGGGUGACGAGAGCACGGCCAAGUCGAUGGCGACACCCUUUUACAACUCGACCCUAAAUGCCGAAGGAACCUUUAUUCAAUAUUUGCGCCUUCUCACCAAUGCGGCAAACGAAUGUCCCGCCUUUGCCGAUGCCUGCAUUUUGGGCAGAAUAUGGCUGCAGCAGCGCGGCUUCGGAGGCAACAUUUCCCAAGGUGGCUUCGGGCAUUUUGAAUGGGCCGCCAUCGUCGCCCUCCUAUUGCAGAUGGGAGGGCGUAAGGGUCAGGCCGCCCUCUCGACUUCACUCAGCAGUGUUGAGCUUUUUAAAGCCGUCGUCCAGUUUAUCUCCACUACCGACUUCAACGAGAAGCCGUUUGCCUUUGGCAAGUCCGAAACGGAUUCCAAAGCGAUCCGAGAAGGAGGUCCCGUGUUGUUCGACCCCGUCAGAGAGCUGAAUAUUGCAUACAAAAUGACGCCCUCGUCGGCAAGCUUGCUGCGGUUGUAUGCCAAGUCGACGGUCGAACUGCUCGCCGACGACGCAGUCGACAAGUUUGACCCUACCUUCAUCGUCAAAUCGGACCUGACUUUCCACGUCUUCGACGCCGUAAUGGAGAUUGACAGUGUCGAUGUUGCAACCAAAUUCUCCAAGCUUGCCGAUCGGAGCAGUCCCGCCUGGAAGUUCGGUCUGGAGGUCCACCGUGUUCUCAAGCGCGCCUACGGUCGCCGUUCUCACCUCGUUCAUCUCCGUCUACCCCCUCGAACCUCGUGGCCGCUCCAUCGUGGCGCUCCAGAGGAGAGCACAAAGGUCACCGUCGGCGUCGUGUUCGAGCCUGCCCAGAUGGAUCGUCGGAUGGAGUACGGCCCUCCGGCUGAGGAGGCCAAGGAAGCCGCAUCCUUUCGUCACUUUUGGGGCGAAAAGGCCGAACUGCGCCGUUUCAAAGAUGGGAGCAUUCUCGAGUGCGUCGAGUGGGCUGCCAACCUGCCCUCCCAAAUCUGCGAAGAAAUUGCCCGGUACGCGCUGAAACGUCAUCUCAACAUCAUCAAGGAGGAGCUGCUCCCAUCCGGUCCCGGUUUCUCCUCCGUCCUCGGGCUUUCCUCCCUCGACAAAGAAGCAUUUGAUGCCGCCCGACAGUCGUUUUCCACUCUCGAGCGUGAUGUUCGCAGCCUCGAGGAAUUACCGCUGCAAAUUCGCCAGCUGUCUGCCGUUUCACCACUCCUUCGUUAUUCCUCCGUCAAAACGCCCGCCAUCGGCUUUCAGAAAGGUUACGUGACGCCGGUCGACGUCAACCUCUACUUUGAGGCGUCCAACAGGUGGCCCGAGAACCUGACGGCCAUUCAAGAGACCAAGGUGGAACUCCUCCUUGACAUAGACCGACGUCUGACAGCGGCACAUGAGAAUCUGGUGACAUAUCUAGGCCGCGAGAAUAGGACUGUCGGCAUCGAGAAUUUGGCAUACCUUGACAUCGUUUACGAAAACGGAGUCGCCUUUCGACUUCGGAUACACUGCGACCUAGAGGAGACUCUGCUCGAACGUCAAGCCGAGAACAAGGAGUUGGAGUACCACAUCCGCAACGAGGCUACCGAAACCUUGGCCAACCUUCGGUGGGCAUACGUUACGCUUCCUCUCCACACCCAGACGAUGGCCACAUUCUGCACCAGACUGCAGCCGCUGUCCCAGUCGAUCAGGCUAGUCAAGCAUUGGUUUGACAGCCACAAGCUCAGCGGCCACUUCGGCGAAGAGCUCAUCGAACUUUUCGUUCUACAUGUCUUCCUCCAGCCAUACCCAUGGAGACUCCCGUCGUCGCCCACCGUUGGCUUCUUGCGGACGCUGUUGUUCUUGUCCAGAUGGGAUUGGCGUGAUGAGCCCUUGGUGGUCGAUUCAGCCGAAACGCUGACAAAGGAGGAUCGAUCCUCGAUCAAGCGGGAACUCGACUUGUGGAGGAAGCGCGAUCCCCUCAUGCACAGCUCCACCGUCAUCUUCGCCGCCACCUCCCACGACCGGUCAGGCCAGGCUUACAGCCGCAAUGGCCCCUCCAAACUUGUGGCCUCCCGAAUGACCUGUCUUGCAAAGGCGGCCUGCAAGCUUGUCGGCGAGGAAGCCUUCCGCAUGGACCCAUCUGCCGUCUUCCAGGCCUCCUUGCAAGAUUACGAUUUCCUCAUCCACAUCUCCUCCAAGUCGGUAAAAAGUGUGAUUUGCGAAGCGGCCAUGGAGGCCGGCGUCAAGAAACACUCGCAGUUCAAGAAUCUCGAUGAGCGUACCGGUAAGGCCUCGCUCCCCGCGAGAGCCCAUCCAGUCGAUGUGUUCGCCAACGAGCUUCAGCGUGUGUACGAAGAUACGUUGGUGAUAUUCCGUGGCGGUCCUGAGGACAACGUCAUUGCCGCUAUCUGGAACCCAAAACUCCAGCCACGACAUAAAUUUAGGGCCGGCCUACCUUUCAACUUCUGCAAGAUUGAUGAUGGCGAGGAGCAGGAUGUGGUGGAUGUCAAUCGUGGCGCCGUGCUGUUGGAAAUUGCACGCGCCGGUGGUGACAUGAUCAAAUCUAUCGACCUUGUUGAUGGCGAGUAG